Messenger RNA from [Torrubiella] hemipterigena, 1866 nucleotides. Lineage: Eukaryota; Fungi; Ascomycota; Sordariomycetes; Hypocreales; Clavicipitaceae. The record is from the annotation of a GenBank genome assembly.
GUAAAGGUACACAGAGGGUGGUGCCAGCUUGCUCCACACAAGCUUCGCCUCAAUGGAAAUUUUGUCUCGCGUUGCCCCCCCACCGCCGCCUCUUUUUCUGGCACCCGCUAUCUAUGGCCGCUGAGCUGGGGGGACGCUAGCCUGACGGAGCCUGGUACAGCGCUGUUCAGUACUGUACAGAGCACUCAGCGUACAGUGCACUCAGUCAGUGUGUGCCUGCUUCAGCUGGGUUGGCCAUGUCUCGCCCAUCGCCGUGUGCGCUAACAGGCCGCUGAGCGUGACGGAUUAUUCCCCUGGGGCCCUGCCCUGGCCUUGCUUUGCACCAAGCCGUCCGCCUAGCACUGGGGGUCCCUCCCCCCCGUUUCUGCCUCUGGCCGCCUUCUGACGUUGCGCCUAGCCACAGGCCACGCACCUCCCGCCCCAGUUCCUGGUCGUCUCCUCCCAGCAUCGUCCGCUCAACACGCACUUAGCUUCGCCAUCACCGCAUUUACUUGGUUUACGCCGAGCAAACCCCCUUUCAUCAACCACAUUCAAUCCACCUGCUGCACCGACGCCGUCUCGCCUCGUCCUUUCGCCAGCCGCCAUCGCAUCUCGCUUUUUUUCUCCUCACUUUAACAUCCACAUAAACAAUCCGACACCAUGGCUGAGAUCCGCCGAAAGCUUGUCAUCGUUGGUGAUGGUGCCUGCGGCAAAACCUGCUUGUUGAUCGUCUUCUCCAAGGGCACUUUCCCCGAGGUCUACGUCCCCACCGUUUUCGAGAACUAUGUCGCUGAUGUCGAGGUUGACGGCAAGCACGUCGAGCUCGCCCUCUGGGAUACUGCUGGCCAGGAAGAUUACGACCGUCUCCGCCCUCUCUCUUACCCCGACUCCCACGUUAUCUUGAUCUGCUUCGCCGUUGACUCCCCCGACUCUCUUGACAACGUCCAGGAGAAGUGGAUUUCCGAGGUUCUGCACUUCUGCCAGGGUCUCCCCAUCAUCCUUGUUGGUUGCAAGAAGGAUUUGCGAUAUGAGAACAAGGUUAUCGAGGAGCUCCGCAAGACCAGCCAGAAGCCCGUCCUCCCCGAAGAGGGUGAGGAGGUCCGCAAGAAGAUUGGUGCAUACAAGUACUUGGAAUGCUCUGCCAGAACCAGCGAGGGUGUCCGUGAAGUUUUCGAGCACGCUACUCGCGCUGCGCUCAUGUCCCGCAAAAAGACCAAGAGCGGCAAGAAGUGUCUUAUCCUGUAAGCUGUUUCGUCGUGCGGCGAGCCGCCCACCAGAUUACGACCGCCACUACAUAUCCCUAUUUUUCGGCACCGUCUUACGCUAUAAUACAAUCCUAUUUUCGACGCUUGUUUGCAUUGUGCAAAGGUUCUUGUUCUUUGUUGAUUGGUAAAUGGUAACAAAACGAAAUAUCUCGUCUCUACGCGCCAAGAUUCAGGGUGCGAGUUUAUUGCUUUUACAUGGUCUCAGCAGUGAGCGCAUGGGCUGGGGCUGCCUUUGCCGGAUUCGGGAUCCAUGGUUUCGUUUCUGGCGAGGGAGGGAGCAACGGUCUGGUGUGUUGAGCUCUUGUGUGGUAUGUGGGAGGCUUUUGAAGCUGGUCUAGGAUGGGGAAGAGGAGAUGAGUCGCAUUGUCCAAGGUGGCAUCGAGAUGCUCGGUUCUCGGCAGGCGUAGGCAUCAAGUCCUCCCGCCAUAUGUUUUGGUUGGAGUAGCUUGUUACCAACCCUGUGAGAGCUGCAAAGUGGCCGUGGUUUCUUUUAUCGUUAUUGUACUCGGUUGGUGGCAGCAGGAUAUUGUAGCUGCUGUUUAUUACUGCUGCUACACGUGGCUCGCCGAUUCUAAUGUGUUGUUUAGCACUGAUUUUUACUAGAAGACAAUGUUUGGUAUCC